This is a messenger RNA of Pectinophora gossypiella (pink bollworm), 792 nucleotides long. RefSeq lists its product as uncharacterized. The coding region runs from base 1 to 792 and encodes 263 amino acids. The transcript is spliced from 4 exons. The record is from RefSeq and is a predicted model, not a curated record. NCBI's taxonomy places the organism in Eukaryota, Metazoa, Arthropoda, Insecta, Lepidoptera, Gelechiidae.
AUGGUAUCGGUUGGAAAGUUGAUGGUUAUGUGCCACGGUCUGGUAUUAGCGGCGGCUGCGCUGGCGCUGUGGGCGGGCGGCGCGGCCGGCGCGGCUGCGCGGUACGACACCGCCACGCCGUACGCGCCGGUUUACAACAAGUAUAAAUACAUACCUUUACAUUCUGAGCGAUACGACCCUGACGACCCGUCGCCUCCUUUGCCGCCAGCAGAACAAGAGUCUUCCUACACAGGCAUGGCGCCUUCCGAGCUGAUCCUCACAGGCCUAAGGACUAUCCUCGACGUUGUGCGCAACGUCAACCGACAACGCGCUCAGAAACACGCAUUGACCACCAGAACUAACACCACUGCUUUAGCGGUACGGCGUACCAGACCGAGGAACGGCACGGCGGGCACCGGGCGAGGGUUCGAAGACUACUACGACGAGCACCACGACCACCACGAGACGACCACCACGGCCAAGCCCAUGAAGCAGGGCCGCUACACCGACCCCUGGGCCGGCUACUACGACUGGAUCAUCAACGAAGGCUCUUUCAAGUUCUGGAGCGUAUUCCAGCUGUUCACGGCCGCACUCCUCCUCUACGCGUGUCUCUCAGCCAUCUACUACGCGAAAUUCAACCCUAUUCUCCCGGACUACAGCAUGGAGUACGACGACUACUUUCUGCAGCGCACAGUGGGACGCAACGCAAGAAGCUUGGAUAAAAGCGAGCUCCCUUCAGGCAUCAGCUGGAUGAGUCCGCAGACAUUCCAGUUCAUAUUAGACGCUAUAUCUCAACAUUACGCAGAGGAAUAG